UUCGUCCCUAACCAUUCCUACACACUCUCAAGACGGCAUCUUCUCUAUCACCAACCCCUCACUCAUUUCCCGAGGUUGUGGAUGAUUCUCCGCCUUGGUCUCGCCCAACCGUAAAUCCUCUACUGCCCAACUGCCUCGCCACCCGUCACCCCAUCCACACCUUGAUAUUUUACCCCGAGCAGUGUUGAGCUAGUCAAGAUGGGUCAGAAUCAAUCUGGGAUGGGCGCCGGCCAGGACGGAAAGGAUGACAAGGACAAGAAGGAGAAGCCAAAGUACGAACCCCCUCCUCGUCCCACCACCCGUAUCGGACGCAAGAAGAGAAGGGCCGCCGGGACCUCUGCCGCGGCUAAGCUUCCCGCCGUCUACCCGACGAGCCGAUGCAAACUCCGCCUGCUCCGAAUGCAGCGCAUCCAUGACCACCUUCUUCUUGAAGAGGAAUUUGUCGAGAAUCAGGAACGUUUGAGAAAGGCGAAGGCGGCCAAGGACAGCACCGGGCCCACCACCGACCUCGAUGCGCCCGACCGCAUGGCCGACGAACGCAGCCGCGUUGAUGAUAUGCGUGGUAGCCCUAUGGGUGUUGGUACCCUGGAAGAGAUGAUCGACGACGACCAUGCCAUCGUUUCUAGCACCACCGGCCCCGAGUUCUAUGUUAGUAUCAUGAGCUUUGUCGACAAGGACCUCCUCGAACCCGGAGCUUCCGUGCUGUUGCAUCAUAAGAGCGUCUCCAUUGUCGGUGUGCUCACCGACGACACCGACCCGGCCGUCAAUGUCAUGAAACUCGACAAAGCCCCAACCGAGUCCUACGCCGAUAUUGGUGGGUUGGAGCAGCAGAUCCAGGAGGUGAGAGAGUCGGUUGAGCUACCGCUCUUACACCCGGAGCUAUACGAGGAGAUGGGAAUCAAGCCUCCUAAGGGUGUCAUUCUCUACGGCGCCCCGGGCACUGGCAAGACGUUGUUGGCCAAAGCCGUGGCGAACCAGACCUCGGCUACAUUCUUACGUAUCGUGGGAAGCGAGCUGAUCCAGAAGUAUCUGGGUGACGGCCCUCGACUCGUCCGGCAGCUCUUUCAGGUGGCGGCGGAAAAUGCGCCCUCCAUCGUCUUCAUCGACGAAAUCGAUGCGAUUGGCACGAAGCGUUACGAUUCGACGUCGGGUGGCGAGCGAGAAGUUCAGCGAACAAUGUUGGAGCUGCUCAACCAGCUCGAUGGCUUUGACGACCGCGGCGACGUCAAAGUAAUCAUGGCUACCAACAAGAUCGAGACCCUAGACCCUGCCCUGAUCCGACCCGGGCGCAUCGACAGAAAGAUACUCUUCGAGAACCCCGACCAAAAUACGAAGCGCAAGAUCUUCAACCUGCACACGAGCAAGAUGAGCCUCAACGAAGACGUCGAUCUCGACGAGUUUAUUAGCCAGAAGGAUGACCUCUCAGGGGCCGACAUCAAGGCAAUUUGCUCCGAGGCUGGGUUGAUGGCUCUGCGGGAGCGGCGCAUGCGGGUGCAGAUGGCGGACUUCAGGGCUGCGAGGGAACGAGUGCUUCGCACAAAACAAGAAGGAGAGCCCGAAGGUCUGUACUUGUAGUGCACCACCAGCCGACAUUCCAAGGUGGUCGGCGACGAGGGGGUUAGGGAAGAGACGAAGGUAAUGAAGGCGUGUCACCAGGGUUGCAGCAGAGAAUUACUCAUAGUAGUGGACGAGAGGGGGACCUAGCACCGUCAUCACGACGGCGGCACCUCAUAUCAGUACCAUUGCGUUCUAAC
Molecule: messenger RNA, 1754 nt
Organism: Durotheca rogersii
Lineage: Eukaryota; Fungi; Ascomycota; Sordariomycetes; Xylariales; Xylariaceae
Product: 26S proteasome subunit P45
Exons: 4
Coding region: 199-1575 (458 amino acids)
Biological process (GO): proteasome-mediated ubiquitin-dependent protein catabolic process
Cellular component (GO): proteasome regulatory particle, base subcomplex
Molecular function (GO): ATP hydrolysis activity; ATP binding; proteasome-activating activity
Source: RefSeq, a predicted model, not a curated record